UUGGAAGCUCCAACAGCGCUUGCAUCAGCGUCGACGGUGUACGCCGGCAAAGUUAGUUCCAGAGUCGCAUGUCUUCUCUCAGAGAGACAUAAGCAGAGAGACAAGAAACCCAGGACUUAGCUUAGAAAGAAGAGGACCUGUCGCCGGCCCAAUGGAGCUGUUUGUUGGUGAAGGCAACCCGCAUUGUCUGAAGGUGUUAGCUGCACUGGAAGUGACAGGAGUUCAGUGUGGCGUUCAGUUCAUCAACCACGAAGAGAAAGUGGUGCCUUUCCUCAGCCGUCCAGCUUUGCCAGCCCUUCUCCUGCCCAGUAGGCAGCACCUUUUCAGCCCCAACACUAUUUGCAGAUACCUGUUUGAGUUAAAUGGACCAGAAUCCAGUAAUCAGUGCAACCAGUGGCUUGAGUGGGAAGCCACAGUCCUUCAGCCUGUACUGUUCAGGGCUCUUCACAUGGCAGUACUUCAGGGAAAAGGAUCCGAGGUGGCCAAGGUCCUUCAGGGCCCCCUAAAUGUCUUGGACCAAAGUUUGGGGAAGGGCAGCACGGCAUAUUUAACUGGGGAGGCUCUUUCAGUUGCUGAUGUUGUUUUAUGGGGUGCGCUGCAUCCCGUUUUAUCCGACUCCUCUCUAGCAUUGAGUGCUCAUCAGUCUGUGAAGGCUUGGUUUGACCGUGUCGCCGCCGUGCGCGGCUGUCAGUCUGCAGCUCAGAAAGUGCUGCAGGGAAAAGGCCUGGAGGCCAUGAGGAGCUACAUGCAGAAGCAGCCUGCACCUCAGAGCAGCCAGGGCAGAGACGCACAGCCAUGCAACAGCAGCCCUGCCGAGAGUGAGGAGGGGGAUCGUGUUGUUUCAGAGGAGGAGAUGGAAGCAGCGGUUCUCACCUGGGGGAAGGAUUUAAACGCCUGCUCUCAGGCAACAGAAAAACAACAUCCAAUUAUGCCACAAGAGGGCAAGCGGAACGUCCUCAUCACCAGCGCCUUGCCUUACGUCAACAACGUUCCCCACCUGGGUAACAUCAUUGGCUGCGUCCUCAGCGCGGAUGUCUUUUCCAGAUACGGCCGCCUGCGAGGGUGGAAUGCGUUGUUUGUCUGCGGCACGGAUGAGUACGGCACAGCCACCGAGAACAAGGCCAGAGAGGAGGGCCUGACGCCCAAGCAGAUAUGCGACAAGUACCACGCCGUUCACUCCAGCAUCUACAAAUGGUUUCAGAUCGACUUUGACUUCUUCGGGAGAACCACCACGGAGAAGCAGACGGAGAUCGCUCAGGAUAUUUUCUGGCGACUCCAGAAGAACGGGUUCCUUGUAGAAGACACGGUGGAGCAGCUUCGCUGUGAAAGCUGCCAGCGCUUCCUGGCUGACCGCUUCGUCGAAGGCACAUGUCCCCACUGCAGCUAUCCAGAGGCUCGCGGUGAUCAGUGUGACAAGUGUGGGCGCCUCAUCAACGCCGUGGAGCUCAGGGAACCUCAGUGUAAAGUCUGCAGGCAGACUCCAGUAAUCCGCUCCUCCAAACAUCUCUUCUUGGACCUGCCAAAGCUGGAAAGUCAGUUGGAGCAGUGGCUGGAGAAGUCUACCAGCUCAGGAGACUGGACAGCAAACGCCAAACAGAUCACUCGCUCCUGGCUAAGAGAUGGACUGAAGCCGCGCUGUAUCACCAGGGACCUGCUCUGGGGAACGCCAGUACCUCACCCUGACUUCAAAGAGAAGGUGUUCUAUGUGUGGUUUGAUGCCCCUAUUGGUUAUCUGUCCAUUACUGCCAACUACACCAACCAAUGGGAAAAGUGGUGGAAAAAUCCUCAUCAGGUGGAGCUGUACAACUUCAUGGCGAAGGACAAUGUGCCGUUCCACAGCGUGGUGUUUCCCUGCUCCCUACUGGGAGCCCAGGACAACUACACUCUGGUCAACCACCUAGUCGCCACUGAAUAUCUGAAUUACGAGGACACAAAGUUCUCCAAGAGCCGUGGUAUCGGCGUGUUCGGUGACAUGGCGAAGGACACGGGCAUCCCCUCGGAUGUAUGGCGGUUCUACCUCCUGUACGUGCGUCCAGAAGGACAAGAUUCAGCUUUUUCCUGGGCGGACAUGGCUCUAAAGAACAACUCUGAGCUGCUCAACAAUCUGGGAAACUUCAUCAACAGAGCUGGUAUGUUUGUGACCAAGUUCUUUGAAGGAUGUGUGCCUGUGAUGGAGCUACAGCAGGAGGAUAAGAAGCUCCUGGCCGUGGUGGGCUGGGAGCUGCAGCAAUACAUCCAGCUUAUGGACAAAGUCAAGAUCCGCGAUGCCCUGAAACACAUCCUGAACAUUUCUCGCCAUGGUAACCAAUACAUUCAAGUCAACGAGCCCUGGAAGAAAAUAAAGGGCGGGGAGUCAGAAAGGCGGCGCGCCGGCACGGUGACGGGUGUCUCGGUGAACAUCGCCUGCUUGCUGUCGGUGAUGCUGCUGCCUUACAUGCCAGCGGUCAGCCAGACCAUCAGGGACCAGCUCAACGCGCCUCAGUCUUGCGUCAACGCCAUGCUGCAAGGCCCCGGCACCUUCGCGUGCGCCCUGAGAGCGGGCCACCGCAUCGGCGCCGUCAGUCCGUUAUUCCAGAAACUGGAGGCGGAUCAGAUCGAGGCUUUGAAGAAGAGGUUUGGCGGACAGCAGCCUGAAGACGAGCCAUCUAAUAAGAAGGUUCAGAUUGGCGCCAGCACCCAGCCCGCUGCUGUUCCCGCUCCCGCCGCCGUCGCCCAGGUCCAGGCGGCGGUCGGAUCGGACCCGGAGAAAGCCAAGCAGCUCGCCAAAGCCGUAGCCGAGCAGGGCGAGAAGGUUCGAGCGCUCAAAUCUCAGAAAGCAGAGAAGGCUGUAAUCGCAGGAGAGGUGGCAAAACUUUUAGACCUUAAGAAACAACUGGCUCUUGCUGAAGGGAAGAACCCUGAGCCUGCAACUCAGAAGGGCAAGAAGAAGUGAGGGAGGAAAAAUGGGAAGAAAAAAAAGGAAAGCAAAAUAAAGGUUAGUCAGAGGAAGGGAAGGCAAGAGUGGAGAAUGGAAACAAGAUGUACAGAUGAAGGCAUUAGCUUAAGGCGAAGCCGUGACGGGAUCUAAGACAAUGUGGUGUUGGCACCGAGGACUAAUGAAAUGCUGGAUUGGCCGACGGGGAAAUGAAAACACACAAAGAGACAGUCAAAUGAAGACAGAUACAGAAAAGAGGGAUUUCUCCAAAUCCCCACACCAAAAGAAACUGAUUUUAUACUCUCCCUGUGUUACAGUCAGCAUAUGAUAUUAGCAUUUGGAAGCUGCAUCACUAUGUCUGAAGAUGGUUUUUAUAUCCUCUGGAAUUUUUUUUUUCUUUUUGCUACAAAUACCUAUUUGGAUCCAUAAAAUAAACUGAUUAAGCAAAAAAAAAAAAAAUACUUUUGGUUACCUUAGUUUGUGCUUUUCCUAUUCAAACGAAAUAAGGUUUAGAAAAAAAGAACACAAGUAUAUUUUUAAAUUUUUAUUGCAUAAUUUCAACUACAGUAAAGAAAAAAAAAACAAUCAUUUGAUGCCAUGAGUGACAAGAUCCAUGCAUAUUUAAUAACGUUGUUUUUUUUAACUACAAUGAGAAAUAAACCGUAUGUUGGAAUAAUACAGCACAAGCCAUAACAGUACAAUUGUAUUUACGUGUAUAUUACAGUUCAUAUAAAAAUAGUAAAUCCGGUUAGAGGAACUUUUAACAAUUCUGCCACAGGUUCCCAUAAUAGAAAAGGUCAGCAUGAAAAGUAUAAGCAGGUUACUUGUUUUAUCUAAAUACAGGAACAAACUAGCCAUUGGUUAUACAAAAGGUUUUGUUUUUUUUUUUGCUUUUUUUUUUUUAAAAAGGUAUGAAUUUCCUUUUUAAAAACCACAACAACAAACUUUCAUACUCACACUGCACUGGGCACUUUCAAAACUUUCCUGAGCUCCGAAACUCUCCAAAAAUUUGGGGCAAAUAAUCUCUGUGAGCCUGAUUGUAGCCCUUAAAAGUUGGGAGUCACAGUUUAUUGCAAUACGGUGGGAAUAAGGUGACACUGAUGUUCUCUCCAGCUAAAACACCUCUAAGUUAUACAGACAAAUCAGCACCUGUUCCAUUCACGUUUCUUCCAUUUCAUGGAACUUAUUUUGCAUUCCUUAAAGUGACAUUCAUUGAAUCCGCUGCAUGAUUUGCACUUCAAGCUUUCUUUCCUCAUUCACACAUGCCGUUUCUUUUGAUUUGCCGCAAUGCUGCUGCAGCCCAUUCUCGCUGUACCCUCUAGUCUUGACUUUCAUUACUUUCCUCACUUAUCUUUUC
Fundulus heteroclitus (mummichog) is the source of this 4271-nucleotide messenger RNA. RefSeq names its product methionyl-tRNA synthetase 1 (gene mars1). Bases 152 to 2932 code for a protein of 926 amino acids. Gene Ontology annotation, cellular component: cytosol; aminoacyl-tRNA synthetase multienzyme complex. The transcript has 22 exons. The record is from RefSeq and is a predicted model, not a curated record. NCBI's taxonomy places the organism in Eukaryota, Metazoa, Chordata, Actinopteri, Cyprinodontiformes, Fundulidae. Gene Ontology annotation, biological process: methionyl-tRNA aminoacylation. Gene Ontology annotation, molecular function: methionine-tRNA ligase activity; ATP binding.